GCAGAACUAUUCUUGUUCUUACCUUUAGCCUACUCCAUUUUUUCUUCUUCUUUUACUCAUACAACUGAAAAAAUGAUGUCUUUAGAAACUGCAUCUACAUCUGUUGAUCCGAAUUCGGGUCCUCGAAUUUCCUUCUCCUCAGAAUUUCUUGACGAGAAAAACUUCAUAUCCAUUUGUCCAAAUUCUCAACCAGAGAAAAAGCGCGAAAAAGAGCUUAAUGCAGCAGAAUUUGAGUUCUUAUCCAGCAAUUUCACAAACGGAAACAUGACAACAGCCGAUGAGUUAAUUUUCGAAGGCAAAUUACUUCCCUAUUGGCAAAUCCACCACGCUGAAAAACUCAACAAGAUUAGUCUCAAAACAGAGCAUGUCGAGGAACAAGUGAAUGAAAAACAGGGGAGUAGUAAAGAAGAACAGAGCAGGCCAGUAAAUUGGUUUAUUGAUGAAGAUCCAUCUCCUAGACCACCAACAUGCACUGUAUUAUGGAAAGAGUUACUCAGAUUGAAAAAACAAAAACAGAGGCCUUCCUCAUUAUCACCUUCAUCUUCAUCUUCAUCAUCCUCAUCUUCUUCGAGCGCGAAUUCUGAAAUUUUGCACACUGAUGAAAGCAGAGAGAAACAUGUAGUGGACAAGAUUAAGAAAAGAUUGGAGAGAUCUAAAUCAGCAACAAUAAGAGUAAGGCCUUUGAUUAAUGUGCCGAUUUGCAGACAGGGGAAAAACAGUGCAAUACCACCAAUUUUUCCUAUUAAGAAAGGAAGAGUAGAGAGAUAAUCAGAGAAGACAUUACAGGUUAUCAUCAAAUUUGUAUAGAUGGUCUAUACUGUUUCCUUUUAAAAUUUUCAAAAUUUAUUUCAUUUGGAUUUAGAUUAAUGUUCCUUCUAAGGAUAUUAUGAUUGUGUUUUCAUUUCUUGUAAUGUAUUAAAAACUUAUUCCAUUGUAAUCCCACAUUUUUAGCUUUUCAAUUGUUUUUUUUAAUUACAUGGGAAAUCGGAGGUAAGGAAAGGAGAUUACAAAAUGAAGAAUGGAAUCCUUAUUAACGAGAGAUGAAAGUUCAGAGAUAGACAGUCAAUCAACUGAGCUACUGCGAUCUAAUAUUUUUUAUUUCAAAACAAGAAAAAGCGAACCAUAUAGUUGUUUUGAGUUCAUUAUGAACCUUAUGUCUAGUUCACUUUCAUUAUAAAUUUUUUCCCUGUGCGGGAUAUAACAAAGAAAACCUGCAUACAAUUGAGUUACAAUAACUAAAAAAUUCAGUUCAAAUAAGUUUCAUGGUGAAUUACAGUAAAAUACAUUUUGAGAACAAACAGUUGGGCUUAACGUUUCCAAUUAAGUUUUCGCAACCAGCUCUCAUCGUCAUAGUAAACACUAUAUUGCCUCCAGCUAAAAUCACCACCGGUCACUAUUUGACUCUUUAUGUACGUAUGAAGCUAGCCAUUGGAGUGUAUAAUCAACAGACACGACGAUGUCAUUUGAUAUUUAGAGAAGAUAGAAGCUGAGGGAGGUCGUGAGGUGAGAUUGUUGGGUCAACAAACUAAUCAAUCUAAUAGAAAUUUCAAAUUCAAAUUAUUCCUAAAGAGAAGUCAGUGUUUGAGUCAUUGAGGGAUGGCAGAACGUAGUAGGUAUUGACAUUUACUGCAUCUUACAAAUGUUCAACUCCACCAAGGUUGCU
Solanum lycopersicum (tomato) is the source of this 1663-nucleotide messenger RNA. NCBI's taxonomy places the organism in Eukaryota, Viridiplantae, Streptophyta, Magnoliopsida, Solanales, Solanaceae. The record is from RefSeq and is a predicted model, not a curated record.